Messenger RNA from Callorhinchus milii (elephant shark), 1340 nucleotides. It is a transcript of the gene fen1, whose product is annotated as flap structure-specific endonuclease 1. Gene Ontology annotation, molecular function: 5'-flap endonuclease activity; DNA binding; RNA-DNA hybrid ribonuclease activity. The record is from RefSeq and is a predicted model, not a curated record. NCBI's taxonomy places the organism in Eukaryota, Metazoa, Chordata, Chondrichthyes, Chimaeriformes, Callorhinchidae. Gene Ontology annotation, cellular component: nucleus.
UGACAGAGAGACACAGAGAGAGGGAUAGAGUGAGUGUGAGAGAGAGAGUGAUAGAGUGACACAGAGAGAGGGAUAGAGUGAGAGAGAGAGAGAGAGUGUGAGAGAGAGAGUGACAGAGACACAGAGAGAGGGAUAGAGUGAGAGAGAGAGAGUGAUAGAGAGGGAGAGAGAGGGAUAGAGUGAGUGUGAGAUAGAGAGUGAUAGACACAGAGAGAGGGAUAGAGUGAGGGAGAGAGGGAUAGAGUGAGUGAGAGAGAGGGAUAGAGUGUGAGAUAGAGAGUGAUAGAGAGGGAGAGAGACAGAAGGAGACGGAGAGAGAGAGAGAGGAGACGGAGAGAGGGAGAGGGAGAGAGAGAGACAGAAAGGAGACGGAGAGAGAGAGAGGGAGAGAUGGGGAUACAGGGUUUAGCGAAGUUGAUCGCUGACAUCGCUCCGGGUGCGAUUCGCGAACAGGAGCUAAAAAACUACUUCGGGCGUAAGAUUGCGAUCGACGCGUCCAUGAGCAUCUAUCAGUUUCUGAUUGCGGUCAGACAUGACGGGCAGGUGUUGCAGACGGAGAGUGGGGAAACGACCAGCCAUUUAAUGGGAAUGUUUUACCGGACCAUACGGAUGGUGGAGAGUGGGAUUAAACCUGUUUACGUGUUUGAUGGGAAACCACCAGAUAUGAAAUCCGGAGAGCUCGCCAAGAGAAACGAAAGGCGCAGUGAGGCAGAAAAGCAACUGGCUCAGGCUCAGGAGGCAGGCGACAGUGAAAAUGUCGAGAGGUUUAACAAGCGUCUGGUCAAAGUGACCAAACAGCACAAUGAGGAGUGUAAAACACUGCUGACAUUGAUGGGCAUUCCUUAUCUGGAGGCACCUUGUGAAGCAGAGGCAAGUUGUGCAGCUCUUGUUAAAUCAGGAAAGGUUUAUGGGACGGCAACGGAAGAUAUGGAUGGUUUAACAUUUGGAACAACAAUUUUACUGCGUCGCAUGACAGCCAGUGAGGCCAAGAAGCUUCCGAUCCAGGAAUUUCACCUGAAUAAAAUCUUGCAAGAAACCGGAUUAAGUCAAGAGGAGUUUAUUGACCUGUGUAUCUUGCUGGGCUGUGAUUACUGUGAGACGAUUCGGGGAAUUGGGCCGAAACGUGCGAUCGAGUUAAUCCGCCAACAUCGGUGCAUCGAGGAGGUUCUCAAACACAUCGACGGCAACAAAUACACGGUGCCCGGGGACUGGGCGUACAGUCAGGCUCGCUCGCUCUUCCUGACUCCGGAUGUCGUGAAUGUGGACGAUGUUGAACUGAAGUGGACGGAGCCCGAGGAGGAUAAACUGGUGUCGUUCCUGUGCGAGGACAAGGGCUUCAG